Pyrenophora tritici-repentis Pt-1C-BFP is the source of this 1422-nucleotide messenger RNA. Lineage: Eukaryota; Fungi; Ascomycota; Dothideomycetes; Pleosporales; Pleosporaceae. The record is from RefSeq and is a predicted model, not a curated record.
AUGACUUCUUGCGAUGGAUACUGCUGGACACCAAAGGAGGGCCUCAAAGCUGGUGUGCCGUCCGUUGGAGUGAUCUCUCCUUCCUCCAACAUCAGCAGCCUGGAUGUCGUCUACGAUGUUGUAGUGAUCGGUGCAGGAUACUUUGGCUUGACUGCAGCCCGUAACAUGGCUGCCGAAGGUCUGAAUAUGGGCGGUACAUGGAUCCAUUGGGCACAAGCUAAUGUCUGGCGCGAAGCACUGCGCUAUCAGAUGCAGCAGGACUUGGAGAAGAGUUUUGAUUUUUCGAAAGGCGUAAACCAUUUCGAACUCCGCUCAACGCAUGAGUCCAUCACCAUGAGCCAUAAAGAGGAGGACGAGCUCGUCGCAUCGGCAUUGGAGAAGUUUACUAACAUAGAUGGCGUUUACGGUCGCAAAGUAAUUCCCCUCCCAUGUUCUACAUUCAAAAACCCAGAAUCCAGCUCGCUCGACUUGAUAUCAGCACAAGAUCGCAUCAAGGAAAUUGCUAAUACUCUGACUCCUCAGGAGCGCACUGUCCUCGAGGCUUCCAUACUCCUCGCCAGUGGUGGAACACUGGAAACCACAAGUUUCCACGAGUUCAUGCACUGGUGGGCCAUGUGCGGGUACACAUAUGCAGGCUGGAUGGAAAGGUUGAUUACGUGGAAGUUUCGAGACGGGCAAUCAGCAUUUGCACAAAGGUUCUUUGAAGAAGCCCUCGCCACAAGACGAUUAUCAUAUGCGUUCAACACGCCUAUCAAAAAUAUUCACGACACCGGGUCCAGCGUCAAAGUUACCACUCGCAAAGGUCGGACCUACCGUGCUCUUCGUACCAUAUCUACUGUACCUCUCAACGUCUUGAGCAGCAUUACAUUCGAUUCCCCACUGUCGGCUGGCAAGCAAGCAGCAAUAGCUCUAGGCCAUGUGAACCAAACAACCAAAGUACACGCGGAAAUCGCGAACCCCGAACUUCGAUCAUGGACAAGCGUGAACUAUCCAGACAACAAGCUGAACUGCGCCAUUGGUAACGGCACAACACCAGCUGGAAACACACAUAUCGUAUGCUUCGGCGGUCAGCACAAUCACAUGGAUCUCGAGGCCGACAUUGACGUCACAAAGCGCGCUGUAUCUAGUCUCUUCAAUCCUAUACAAUACGACGCAGAUGAAAUCACUAUCGAAAGAAUAGUGUUCCAUGACUGGAGCCAGGACAAGUUUGCGAAGGGGGCUUGGUUCUUCUCGCCGCCUGGGUUGGUGGUGAAGCACCUAGGUGACAUGUGUAAACGUCAUGGAAAUAUUCUGUUUGAAAAUUCGGAUUGGGCGUUGGGAUGGCGGGGGUUUGUUGAUGGGGCUAUUGAAGAGGGUACAAGGGUAGGAUACGAAGUCCGAAAGGAUUUAUUAGGAGAGUCAGCUUCUAGAUUUAUGUUAUAA